Oldenlandia corymbosa var. corymbosa is the source of this 6048-nucleotide messenger RNA. The record is from the annotation of a GenBank genome assembly. NCBI's taxonomy places the organism in Eukaryota, Viridiplantae, Streptophyta, Magnoliopsida, Gentianales, Rubiaceae.
AUGGAUAGUAGCUGCUGCAUCACUAAAUCCUGUAAUGUGGCCAAAGGCGAGACAGCUCUUGCAUUAUCAGUCCCUAAGGACAAUGCUGGAUUCCUGAAGGGAUCAACUGGUUUUGGCAAAGGGGAACAUGGGCUGAACACCAUGAAAGUUGAAUUGGAAGAACAAAAGCAAAUCAUAUAUGCUUACAGAGCUAUCCAGAGCAGUGAGUUUAGUGGAAUGCCACACGGCACGGCCAUUGUAGGUUACUUGUUUACUGAUGACCUUGGAGAUUUAGGGGUCGUAAUUGGUGCAGAUUCUAGGAUAAGCACUGGUGGAGUACCAGAUCAUGACCAAGACUUUGGUAAACUCCGUGUAAUUAGCUCCAAGUGGCCGCUCGUAUAUGGGGGAUCUGGCUAUGUCACCUCUAAUGAUGACUUGAUUGCUAGUUUGGAAAAUAAGGAAAACUGUUCUGAUGAAAAUAAAAUGGACUUCACUGCGAAAGAUGCAGCCAGACAUUUGGGUGGAGCUGAUCGACGAGGGCUGGGUGCACGGCUGCGGCUUAAUGACAGUAUAUUAUGCAGGUCCCUGGAGAUGCCUUCAAAGUUGGCAGCCGCAGCAGCCAGCACGUGUCAUCGAUAUGAAAUUAUGUUCAGUGCCAAGUUAGCCUUGAAACCUCUGUUAAUAAUUCUGGGAUUACUCUGCUUUGGGGGUACUAGCCAUGCAGCCUCCUGCAAUCAGCUUGAUCGCGACUCGCUGUUAACCUUUUCAAACAACAUAACGAGCCACUCAUCUCGGCUUGAUUGGAAUGUUUCAGCUGAUUGUUGUAGCUGGGAGGGUGUUUCUUGUGAUAUCAGGUCUGGAAGAGUAAUCAGCCUGAAGCUGCCGUUAAGAGGGCUUGUUGGAAGCAUAUCUCGGUCCACUGCCAACCUCAGCCAUCUUCGCGAACUUAAUCUCACAGGCAAUUCCCUCACAGCUAACCUCAUACAUCUUUGCGAACUUAAUCUCAGUGACAACCUGUUGGCUGGUAGUUUCCCUGAUGGUUUUUUUGUGCCCCUCAAUCAGCUGCAAGUAAUUGAUUUGAGCUACAACCGUCUGUGUUGGAUUUGUCCAGCAAGUGAAUUGCAUUUCCCCUGUUUCAAUUCAAUCUCGGGACCUCUGCCCGAAGAUGUUUACAAGCUGUUAAAGUUGCAAGAAUUAUCUGUUCCUAGAAACAGACUCAAUGGUUCACUUAGCUAUAAGAUUCCCAGUCUCAGUAACCUCAGGAUUCUUUCCCUGUAUGUUAAUGAAAUUGACUGGCGGAAUCCCUCCAGAAAUCGGAAAACUCUCCCACCUGGAACACCUGCUCCUUCAUUUUCCAACAACUCCCUGACAAAUGUUGUUGCGGCUCUAAGAAGUUUGCCACAUUGCAGAGCAAUCAGAACGGAGAUUCUCGCAAAGAGUUUUAACAAUGAACAAUUGCCAGGUGAUGAGAAUGAUAAUUGGCUUGAUUCUCAAGGAUUUCAAAAUCUCCAAGUUCUUGGUUUAGGUGGUUGCCAAUUCGGUGGCGGAAUUCCACAUUGGCUGGCAAAACUGUCAACCCUAAAGCCUGCGGCCAUGGUUUCCUCCACCCAUCCUUCUUCUCAUCCUUCUUCUCAUCCUUCUUUGUUGUGCCGAACUAAGAUUGCUGCAGAAGCCUUUCACCGCCUCCUUUAUUUGAUUGCUGCACCUGGGAAGGCAUCACUUGUGAUCUCAGUACUGGGAGACCUGAAGGCUUUGCGAGCAGGUUUCAAUUCACUUUCAGGACCUCUGCCCCAAGAUAUCUACAAGCUGUCAGCAUUGCAAGAAUUAUCGAUUCCUGGAAACAAGCUUAAUGGUUCACUUAGCAAUGAAAUCGUCAAUCUCAAAAACCUAACGAUUUUUGCUCCAUAUGGCAAUGAGCUGGCCGGAAUAAUCCCUCCAGAUAUCAGACAACUCUCCAACCUGAAAAUCCUACAGCUUCACGUAAACAAAUUCAGGGGUGGUCUACCCCCUUCUCUCGCAAAUUGUACAAAACUCACAGUAAUGACGCUAAGGGAAAACUUACUCAGUGGUGAUCUUUCCAAUUUCAAUUUCUACGAAUUCACUCACCUUCCCAUUAUUGACUUGAGCAAUAAUCAUUUCAAUUGGGACCUUCCAACUAACCUUUUUGAUUGUGAUGAUGAUGAUAGUUUUCUUGAUUCUCAAGGGUUUCAAAAUCUCGAGUUUCUGGUGUUAAGUGGCUGCCAGUUCAGUGGCCGAAUUCCAAGUUGGUUGGGUAAGCUUCCAAAGCUAAAGGCUCUUGGCUUAUCAUAUAAUGACCUGACAGGCCCUAUUCCUACUUUCUUUACGAGUUUGCCAGACCAUUUUUACCUGGAUUUGUCUCAGAACCAUAUCUCUGGAGAAUUUCCAUUGGAACUCACCAAAAUGCCACGAUGGGCAAACCAAUUGGCGUCGGAUCAAGUGGAUCAAACUUUCUUGGAGCUUCUAGAGUUUGUUAAGCCUGACAAUAUCUCCACCCUACAAUACUUUCAAUUAUCUAUACCUGCAUUAUUUCUAGGUUCCAACAACCUCAGUGGAAGCAUCCUACCCGAGAUUGGCCGAUUGAGAUCUAUAUACUUGCUGAAUCUCAGUCACAACCAGUUCUCGGGAGGCAUUCAUAACACAAUGUCUUAUCUCAUUAAUUUGGAGGAAUUAGACCUUUCAGAUAACCACUUAACUGGUGAAAUUCCAACUUCAAUCGAAAAUUUCCAAUUUUUGAGUUUCUUCAGUGUAGCAAACAACAAUCUUCAAGGCCCAAUACCACCAGGAGGUCAAUUUGUAACUUUUUCCAAUGAUAGCUUUGAGGGAAAUCCAGGUCUAUAUUCACGAGAUCUGCAACGACCUUCCGCUGGUCAACCAGCAAAUAAAAAGCCUUCAGCAAGUCAUAUGGCUACUAGAAAAAUCUCCAAGGACAAAAUCAUCUUUGAAUUAAGGGUAAUUAGUUUAAAGCUGCCAUCAAGAGGGCUUGUUGGAAGCAUAUCUCUGUAUAUUGCUAACCUCAGCCAUCUUCUUGAAAUUAAUCUCACAGGCAAUUCCCUCAUGGGUACACUUCCAGAUGAUUUAUUCGCGUCCCUGAAUCAGCUGCAGGUCAUUGAUUUGAGCAACAAUCGUCUCUCGGGACAGCUACUAUCUACGGAUAAGAUUCCAGCGACAAUUAAGUCAUUGGAUUUUUCCAGCAAUGACCUUGAUGGAACAAUCCCGCUUGAAUUCCUGGAGCAGGCAAUUAACUUGGUAAGUUUUAACAUCAGCGACAACUUCUUAUACGGCAACAACUUCUUUGAGGGCUUCAUUCCUGGUUUCAUAUGCGGCAUCUCCCGUUCCAUCAGAGUCCUUGAUUUCUCUUACAAUCAUUUUACCGGAACCAUACCCCGAGAACUUCAAAAUUGUACGAAGUUGGAGACACUACGAGCAGGUUUCAAUGAACUUUCAGGACCUCUGCCCGAAGAUAUCUACAAGCUGUCCGCACUGCGAGAAUUAUCGUUUCCUGGAAACAAGCUCAACGGUUCACUUAUACUGGGAGGCAAUGAAAUCGUCAAUCUCAAAAACCUAUCGAUUCUUGCCCUAUAUGGCAAUGAGCUUGCCGGAAUAAUACCUCCAGAUAUCAGACAACUCUCCAACCUAGAAAUUCAGGGAACUAUCAGAACAUUGAUUCUGGCAGAGAAUUUCUAUAAAGAACCAUUGCCAGGUGAUGAUGAUGAUAGUUUUCUUGAUUCUCAAGGGUUUCAAAAUCUCGAGUUUCUGGAUUUAAGUGGCUGCCAGUUCGGUGGCCGAAUUCCAAGUUGGUUGGGUUCUAACAACCUCAAUGGAAGCAUCCCACCCGAGAUUGGCCGAUUGAGAUCUAUAUACUUGCUGAAUCUCAGUCACAACUGGUUCUCAAGAGGCAUUCCUAACACAAUGUUUUAUCUCAUUAAUUUGGAGGAAUUAGACAUUUCAGAUAACCACUUAACUGGUGAAAUUUCAACUUCAAUCGAAAAUCUCCAGUUUUUGGGUUUCUUCAGUGUAGCAAACAACAAUCUUCAAGGCCCAAUACCGCCGGGAGCCACCUGUCAUGCCGUCUCCUGCAAUCUGAUCGAUCGCGACUCAUUGUUGUCCUUUUCCAAUAACACAAUGACUCGAUCUUCUAGUCAUCUUGAAUGGAAUGUUUCGGUUGAUUGUUGCGUGUGGGAAGGUGUUACUUGUGAUAUCAGGACCGGAAGGGUAACUGGUCUAAAGCUACCAUCAAGAGGACUUGUUGGAAGCAUAUCUCUGUAUAUUUCUAACCUCAGCCAUCUUCUUGAACUUAAUCUCACAGGCAAUUCCCUCACAGGUACACUUCCAGAUGGUUUAUUCGUGUCCCUGAAUCAGCUGCAGGUUAUUGAUCUGAGCAACAAUCGUCUCUCGGGACAGUUACCAUCUACGGAUAUGAUUCCAGCGACACUAACGUCAUUGGAUUUCUCCAGCAAUGACUUUGAAGGAACAAUCCCAAUUGAAUUCCUGGAACGGGCGAUGAACUUGGUAAGUUUCAACAUCAACAACAACUUCUUCUACGGGUCGGUUCCUUGGUUCAUGUGCAGCGUUUCCUCUUCCAUCAGAGUCCUCGAUUUCUCUUAUAAUCACUUCAGUGGCUCAAUACCCCAAGAAGUUGGAAACUGUACAAGGUUGGAGAUUUUAAGAGCGGGAUUCAACUCACUCUCAGGACCUCUGCCCCAAGAUAUUUACAAAUUGUCAACAAUGCAAGAAUUAUCUUUUCCUGGAAAUAAGCUCAAUGGAUCCCUCGGCAAUGAAAUUGCCAAUCUCAAUAACCUUACCAUUCUUGCCUUAUAUGGAAACGAAUUGUCCGGCGCAAUCCCUCCUGAUAUCGGAAAACUCUCCAACCUGGUACACCUCUUCCUUCAUACAAACAAACUCAAUGGCGUUCUGCCCAUUUCUCUCACAAAUUGUACAAAACUCACCGAAUUGAUCCUCAGGAACAACUUACUUACUGGUGAUAUUUCCAAUUUCAAUUUCUCAAAACUUAUUCAACUUUGCAUGAUUGACUUGGGUAAUAACCUUUUUAUUGGUAACCUUCCACCAACCCUUUUUAGCUGCAAGUCACUGAUAGCGGUUCGCCUAGCUGUUAAUCAGCUUACUGGGGAUAUCCCUCCCAACAUUCAGGACCUGUAUUCUCUUUCGUUUCUUUCAAUUUCAAACAACUCCCUAACAAAUUUUGCCGGUACAAUUAGAAUUCUAUCGAAUUGCAAAGCUCUCAGCACACUGCUUCUUGGAAAGAAUUUCUACAAUGAAUUACUGCCAGAUGUCUAUAACGACAGUUUAAUUGAUUCCCGAGGGUUUCAAAAUCUCCAAGUUCUUGGUUUGGGCAAUUGCCAUUUUAGUGGACCAAUUCCAGGAUGGCUAGCAAAGCUGCAAAAGCUAAAGGCCCUUGACUUAUCAUAUAAUUACCUGACAGGAUCCAUUCCGAGUUUCUUUGGAAGUUUGCCAGACCUUUUCUUCUUAGAUUUGUCACAGAACCGUCUAUCCGGAAAGUUUCCAGUAGAGCUAACCACAAUGCCGCGAUUGGCAAGCAACCAGGCCACAAAUCAAGCAUAUCAACCUUUUCUAGAGCUUCCAGUGUUUAUUAAGAUUGACAAUUCCACCAACCAAGUCAACCAACUAUCCAGCCUUCCCCCUGCUAUAUAUCUGAGAUCAAAUAACCUCAGUGGAAACAUCCCAAUGGAGAUUGGCAAAUUAAAAUUUAUUCAUGUCCUGGAUUUGAGUGAUAAUUAUUUUUCUGGCAGCAUUCCUAAUACAAUCUCUUCUCUUGUUAACUUGGAAAAACUGGACCUUUCAAAAAACCACCUGUCUGGGGCAAACCAGAAACUUCCAAAAAUCAUCCAGCUUCCAGAAAAAUCCCCAAGCAUGAAAUCAUCUUCAGACUCUACAUUGGUGUCUGUUUUUGUAUUGGGUUCACUAUUUCCACAUUGGCGUUAUGGAAAUACCAGAUCCAAGGAUCAUUCCUGGAAACCAUUCUGGAGAGAUCAACAAAGAUGCGUAUCCGUCCUUUCUACUAGAGACUAA